Penicillium angulare is the source of this 1617-nucleotide messenger RNA. RefSeq lists its product as uncharacterized. The transcript is spliced from 5 exons. Gene Ontology annotation, cellular component: cytoplasm; fungal-type cell wall. Gene Ontology annotation, biological process: fungal-type cell wall (1->3)-beta-D-glucan biosynthetic process. Bases 1 to 1617 code for a protein of 538 amino acids. The record is from RefSeq and is a predicted model, not a curated record. Gene Ontology annotation, molecular function: 1,3-beta-glucanosyltransferase activity. NCBI's taxonomy places the organism in Eukaryota, Fungi, Ascomycota, Eurotiomycetes, Eurotiales, Aspergillaceae.
AUGGGUUUACCGGUGAUCAAGACCUCUGGAACUGGAUUUAUAAAAUCUGGGGAGCGAUGGCAAAUAAAAGGUGUCACAUACAGUGGAUAUGAAGACGUGAAAACGCUGCGCGAUGCCUUGACCGAUGCCGACCAAUGCGCGAUCGACGCGCCGUUGCUGAAGAAACUGGGCGCAAACACAAUAACCGUUUACUACAUUGAUCCAUCGAAGAAUCAUGAUGAUUGCAUGCAAAGUUUUGAAGACAAUGGAAUUUAUGUCCUUGCGACUCUUCCGGACAUGAACGCCACGACGAGUAAUGAAGGAUGGGAUAUGACACAAUACACGCGUUUCACCAAAGUAGUCGAUGCAUUUGCUGGGUACAACAAUUUGCUGGGGUUUUUUGUUGGUAUCGAAUCUAUUAACUACAACGAUUCUGAUAAAGAUGACGAAAAUACCCUCGCGCCGUCUCUUAAAGCUGCCGUUCGAGACAUGAAAGCAUACUCCGCCGCAAAGCAAUACCGCACCAUACCUUUCGGGUACUCCACGGAUGACGAUGCACAAAUCAGGUUACAAGUAGCGGAGUACCUAGUAUGCGGAGGAAACAGCAGCGAGGCUAUCGACUUUUUCGGAUUGAAUCUUUAUGCUUGGUGUGGCGAUGCCACAUACGCGAGUUCCGGGUAUAAGGACACAUAUUCGGAGUUUGGGGUACUGGGAGUACCGAUAUUUCUCUCCGAAGAUGGAUGCAAUGCUGUUCAACCCCGCGAGUUUAAGGAUCAAUCUGCUCUCUUUGGUUCUGAGAUGUCUGGGAAUUGGAGUGGUGCAGUUAUCUACGAAUGGCGCGAAAGCGGCAAUGAUUACGGUCUAGUUAAUUUUACAAAAUUAGCCUCCGGUGCUCAAACUCCCCAAUUGCUUAGUGACUACACAUCGUUGAGUAAAGAAUGGGCUUCCUGCACUAUAAAUACAACCUCUCCUAUUACCAAGCCGACGCCCGCAUGUCCUACUUCGAACAGCUUAUAUUGGACACUUGAUCCUAGCGUCACACUGCCUACAAUUGCCGGUCUCAAUAUUGCAACAGUGAAAGUUGCCUCAGCAACACCGACAUCAACGAGUGACUCGGACUCUGACUCUGGAUCCGUCCAGACAACAAAUACAUCUGAGAGCUCUUCUGGUCUUUCAAGUGGCGCGAAAGCAGGUAUCGGUAUUGGAGUGGCUGCGGGCGUAAUUUUGAUUGCACUCAGUGCCUGGUUCUUUUUCUAUCGAAGGAGAAAGCAAAAAGCAACCAGUGCAGGUAAACAAUCUCCAGCGGCAGAAUUGGCUGGCCCAGAAGCAUCGCAAUUACACGGAACGCCUGUGGGCGAGCUACCUGGCUCAGGAAAUAUUACCGAGAUGUCUGGGGGGUCGGGAAUACAUCCACAAGAGCUACAGGCAUCAGAAAGGCAUGAGCUAGAAGAUUCUUCUUCUCAUGAGGCUGCUAGUACGCAAAUAAGCCCAAGUGACGCUGGCCAGUCUUCGUCUUCUGCUGUCCCGGCUGGGGAGCAUGUUCCAAGGGAUACUCGAGCUUCACUUCUAGGUCCAUUCCAGCCUGAGAUAGAGGGGCCUCCGCUUAAUAGCUCGCAACGCUCGGUCUCAGACACCUGA